Molecule: messenger RNA, 447 nt
Organism: Sporisorium graminicola
Lineage: Eukaryota; Fungi; Basidiomycota; Ustilaginomycetes; Ustilaginales; Ustilaginaceae
Exons: 2
Coding region: 1-447 (148 amino acids)
Source: RefSeq, a predicted model, not a curated record
AUGGCAUCCUCUUCGACGUCCGCCUCGACACCGUCGCCGUCCUCCUCCUCUUGGUCAGCCAUGUCAACGUCCUCGCCAUUCUCAUCGCAAUCCUCCAGUGACCCUCUACCAGCACCUACACUUGACUGGCUGCCCGACACCGCACCACGCUACAUCUGCGCGGACUGCGGCGCGCAUCUCGCCCUCCAAGACGAACUCAUCUCGAAAUCCUUCAGCGGCCGAGACGGCAAAGCGUACCUCUUCUCCUCCACCCUCAACACCACUUUGGGCACCAAAGAAGACCGUCAUCUGCUCACAGGCAUUCAUACGGUCUGCGAUGUGAGCUGCAAAGGCUGCGGCAAGACGUUGGGGUGGUACUACUGGAAGGCCUGGGAGCAGAGUCAGAAGUACAAAGAGGGUAAAUGGAUCAUGGAGAAGGUGGCGCUGUGUAAGGUGAAUGCUUGGUAG